This is a messenger RNA of Trichobilharzia szidati, 1344 nucleotides long. The record is from the annotation of a GenBank genome assembly. Lineage: Eukaryota; Metazoa; Platyhelminthes; Trematoda; Strigeidida; Schistosomatidae.
AACGUAUGUGCGUAAGUUUUAGGUGCAAACAACUGAAAUGUUUAUCAUUAAUUAUGAUAAUAUUACACACAAAAACGUAUUUAAGGCACUCGUGAAUUCGAUAUGCAAUCGACCUUUACACUUAUAAAACUGAAAAAUUCUGUUUCAUCUCGGCUAUUUAUAUAUAAUCACUAUUUUUGUGGAAAAAUAUCUAAGUCUGUAUUGGUGUCAGCUGUAGAUAAUGACAGAAAAGAACAGUUGGAGUUAUGUGAGAAAUAAUAACUUAAACGUUACCGAAUGGAUGUCUGAACUUCCAGCGCAAAUAACAUGUCAAAAAAUUAACACACUGGCUAUUCCAGGCACGCAUAAUUCUGGUACUUACUCACUCAACACUUUGAGUUCUGUGUCUCCAGACAGUCCGUUGUAUUUUCUAAAGAAAUUUUUACCAGCAUGCUUUUUAAGUCGUAUAACCUAUCCAUGGUGUAAAACUCAGUCACUGAGUAUUACUGCUCAACUAAAACUUGGUAUUCGUUAUUUUGACCUACGUAUUUGUAAUAUGAUAAAAAACACAAAGUCAGAGUCACUCAAACUGACAGAAGAAUUCUACAUAGUUCACGGUCAGUAUGCACAGCCACUUGCUAAUGAACUAAAGCAUAUCAAUGAGUUUAUAAAGGCACAUCCAAAUGAAGUGAUCCUUUUAGAUUGUAAUCAUAUUUAUUGUUUUCAAACUGAUGAACAAAGAGAAAAAUUUGAAAAGUUAGUUUUGAGUAUUAUUGGACCUAUAAUGUUACCGAGAAAUCAAGAAAUUCCCUCAUUGGAUGAUAUAUGGGCUACGGACUAUCGAAUAUUAUGUUUUAGUUGUCAUAAUCCUAAACUUGAUAAAAUGCAUUUGAACUUUUGGUCAAUUGAUAAAAUGAAAUCAUUUUGGGCAGAAACAUCAAAUCCAGAGACACUGAUUUCAUUUCUUAAUGAUCAUUUGGGACCAUCUUAUCAUAAAGAUCCAUUGAAAUUCCAUGUUUACCAAUCAGUCUUAACAGCCAAUUCAUUCUUUAUAUUACUGCAUCCAUUUGGCUCUGUACGAAAAACUGCUAAGUGCGUUACACCAUAUGUUAAAAGAUGGAUCAAUUCACCAGAUCACCUGGCAAAUAUAAAUGGGGUAAAUAUAGUAAUCAUUGAUUUCUGUUCAGUAUUUUAUCCUGAGUAUUGCGAAGAUAUCAUUGAACUGAAUUAUAAAACAUGGCCUAGUUGAAAAAUAAUUUUAUUUUGACCAAAAAUUUAUCGAUACUAUGUGUCUGAUUUAGUCGCAACUGAUUAUUUAAUUUCUCUUUGCUUUCAAAGUUUUCUUGGAUGUCAUUUUCUAUAAUA